Molecule: messenger RNA, 3270 nt
Organism: Phaeodactylum tricornutum CCAP 1055/1
Lineage: Eukaryota; Bacillariophyta; Bacillariophyceae; Surirellales; Neidiaceae
Exons: 2
Coding region: 1-3270 (1089 amino acids)
Biological process (GO): DNA-templated DNA replication; DNA repair; mitotic cell cycle
Cellular component (GO): nuclear replication fork
Molecular function (GO): protein binding; chromatin binding
Source: RefSeq, a predicted model, not a curated record
AUGCCAACGACCAAUUCGCCAGUCGAAAGCCGAACGUUGUCGUGGACGGAUCUCGGGUUGGACACGGACGAAGAUCACCCGCGUCGUUUGUUGCGUGUGCGGGACGACGUGAUUGCCUACGGCGGCGACGAAGGCACACUGGUACGCUUACCUUUCGUCACAACGAGCAACGCCCAAAAUGCCGACACGGGGUCCACGCGACCCUUGGCCGUGCGUCGCUUUGAUGAAGACGCCAUACGUGCCGUCGCAGUCUCGGACGACGGAACCCGCGUUGCCGUCGGAACGGAUAGCGGUGCCACUCUUUUCUACCGUUACGAGUUGGAUGGACACGUAGUAGACGCACCUGGAAAGGGGCUCGUCUCCCGACACGGAUUUGUCACGCACGACAGUGACGACAACAACAACAACAACAACAACUCCCACCAGAAACCCUCGGCAGACUUGUUUGGAUCGCAGCCCGACGCCCUCGCCUUUGUCCCACAGCAACGUCCCGGGGAAGUCGUCCGUCACGGACCCGUAUUUGACGCUCCUGUACGGCAACUCCUCUUUCUCCCCGACUCGCAUUUCCUCGCCAUUGCCACGGAAGCCGGAUUGGCCGUUGUUUCCACCCAUACCGACAGCGGCAUUGGUGGUGGCAGUCUGGACGCUAACCACAACGACCACAACAACAACCACAACGUCAAAUACCUCCACCGGGAAGCCCAAACGGCACACGACGAAUCCGGCAUACGCGGACUCGCCCUCUGGCAAGCAAAGGACUGUCGUAUACUCUCCUCACUCGCCAUGGACGGGCGUCUCUGUCACUGGGAUGUCUCUGCUCCCACUCCCACACUCUGGAAACUACUGCACCGCGAGACAGUACCGACCGUUACCAAGCCCGACCUGGGCGAAAUGCUCGGUGCCGAUGCCUGGGAUCGAUCCACCAUCCCCGUCGCCCAUUCCCACGAAAGCAUACUCUUUUUGCCCGGAGAAACCUACGUACAGGCGCGUCGCUACCGCAACCACACCUGGGAACUCCUACAGUCCCCUACCGGGGCCACCAAUACUACCGACAAAGUACAGGGACACAUUGAAGCCAUUGUCGCCAUGGCCCCGGCACCCAACCCUCGAGAUCCGUACCUCGUCACCAGUGGACGCGACGGACGAGUCGUCCUCUGGAAACUACAGUACUCUCAUCACGACAACAACAACAACGACAACAAUCCAAACGACAAUGGUGACGGGCACAUUGUCUUUCAAAAACAAAUCCUCCAGACGGAUUCCGCCCCAACUCAUUUGUUGUGGACACUGGACCAACCGACGCAAACGGAACGUCUCGACAUGGUGACCGCCGACGGACACUGGACUACUCUGGUAGGACGCGACCAGAUUGCUCCGGCCUGUCCAACCACUGCAGUGACCCAAGAGAUCUCCCUCCCACACCGCCAAUCAGCCGAUUCCGUGCGGGAAAAAGAGAAGGAACAUGACGCAGACUCGGACGACAGCGUUGAUGACUUUUCUUCGAACAAACCUUCCACACACCAAAAGAAUCCGUUUGUGGACGACGAGGCGGAGGACGACAACGAUGACGAUACGCUCGAUACGGCCUCGCGUGGAAAACUGGAGACGACCUCACCAACGGACAAGCGCGCCUCCAAUCUUAACAGCAGCGCUCUCGAAGAACACCACAAUGAUCUAGACGACGACUCCAUCGGUGACGAUGACGACUCCUUCCACAACAUUCCGACUCUCACCACGCGACAUUCCGAUUCGAUCCAGUGGCCUGAACCACAACCCGCCUUUGGUCCUUCUUCCACAUCGCUUGAAUUGACUCGCCGCUUUCUGUGCUGGAAUCACAUUGGGUCCGUUACGUUUCUUCGAGGACAGGCCGGCAUCAACCGCAGCACGAUCGACAUUCACUUUACGGACUCGGCAUUUCGUCGGCCCGUUUCCUUCACCGAUAAUAUGGGCUUCAUUCUGGGGUCCCUGGGGGAAGACGGCGGAAUAUUCGCCACCGACUUGGCGGAAGACGAGGAUAUUGAUGAGGAGGACGACGAUAUGGACGGCUUGAACGUGUCGGCUGCUACCAAGGCCGCCGUCAAACGUUCGCGCAAGGGUCCUUCGAACAAACCGACCGGGUCGAGCAUUUACUUUCAUCGCUUCGAAACGUUCGGGUCCUUACGCGACAAGGAUUGGUACUUGACGCUCCCAGAUGGGGAGCGGGCUUUGGGGUGUGCGUCCGGUGAAGGAUGGGCCGCCGUCGUAACGAGUCGCCGUUUCUUGCGGCUCUUUUCUUCGGGCGGCAAUCAAGGAGAGGUGCUUUGGCUGAACGGCCACCCCGUCACCAUGGCUGGACGGGGACGGUUCGUCGCGGUGGUGUAUCACGAAAGCACACCGUUACCAGAUGGAACCCAAAAACUCGGAUACUUGGUGUUGGAUGCGAUGGCGAAUCGCGUAGUUGCCAAGGGGCCAGUGUCAUGUAUUAGCGGUGCAUCGACUCUUUCAUGGUUGGGGUUCAGCAAUGAUGGAUCUCUGCUGGCCAUGGAUUCGGAUGGUAUGCUGUCAAUGUUGGUUUGCGCAUCAUCCUUGGAUGCGGAGGGACCGACGGAAAAACACUGGGAAUGGAUGCCAAUGCUGGACACGGUGGGGUUACGUAAAUCCCGGGACGAUUCCUUCUGGCCGGUCACAGUUUAUGACGGAAAGUUGGUGUGCGUCCCGCUCAAGGGUGGGAUGAAGCAUCCAGAUGCGGUGCGCCGUCCCGUCACGGCCGCUCUCGGCUUUCGUCUUCCCCUGGCCCGGGGUCCUUUGACCAAGACGCACACGUUGGAAGAGCUUGCGGUGCGCGCCGCGAUUGCGCUGGGGCAGAAGAAGGCCAUUCACGAGAUUAGCCGGGAAGGCGACGAGGACGACGAGGACUUUGAAAAAGAAUACCGUUCCCUUUCGGCCCAAGUGGACAAGGUCACGCUAAAAAUGUUUGCAGCAAUCGCGGAAGCCGGUAAAUUGGAGCGCGCUUUGGAUUUGGUGGAGCGUUUGCAUUUGGAAAAGAGCUACGACUUGGCCAUGACGAUUGGCGACCGGCACCGCAAACUUGUCGAUUUGAUCGAAGAGGCCAAGGAUCGCAAGUUUGGAGAUCCGGGAUCGCACCAAGCCGAGUUUACGACCAAAGCGGAAUCCCCGAACUAUCAACGCCCCCGCAUCUCUCCAGAUUCGGCCGGGGCAAAACGCAGUCUUGACGAUGAGGACGAGAACGUCCGAAGCCGUCUCGUGCGUCGCAAACCAACGUUUGCCUAA